Molecule: messenger RNA, 2267 nt
Organism: Musa acuminata subsp. malaccensis (wild Malaysian banana)
Lineage: Eukaryota; Viridiplantae; Streptophyta; Magnoliopsida; Zingiberales; Musaceae
Product: zeta-carotene desaturase, chloroplastic/chromoplastic
Biological process (GO): carotenoid biosynthetic process
Molecular function (GO): 9,9'-di-cis-zeta-carotene desaturase activity
Source: RefSeq, a predicted model, not a curated record
UCAAUUUUGUGCCACCGACCGGCGUGGGAGCAGAUAAGGCGCACUACGGACAGAAGCAGCACACAAGCGCGACACCUCUCCAUCGAUUGCAUCGCUCCCCACCUCUUUUUUAUGAGCUGUAACCGAUCACGUCUCCCAAGUUCUUGUUGUGCCCCGACAAACUCAAAGUGGCAGGCAUCUGUGCCACUGGAGAUGCUUCACUAGAGGAUUUUCUACUGCCGCACUCUCGCCCUCGCUCCGUUUCUAGCUCUCGUCCUCCCCCUUUCCUUGAUUUCGAGGGCGGGCAUGGCUUCCGCUUCUUGCCCUCCCAUUUGUGUUCCUGCUACCUCCUUCUCUAGCCCGCGGCGGGGCAUGCUUCUGUCGAAUUCGCGGCCGUCGCGGUUGGCGGCGGUCCGGUGUUCGCUGGAUAGCCAGGUCUCUGAUAUGAGGAUCAACGCUCCAAAAGGAUUAUUUCCACCAGAACCUGAACACUACACAGGUCCUAAGCUUAAAGUGGCUAUCGUUGGAGGUGGGCUUGCUGGCAUGUCCACUGCAGUGGAACUUCUGGAUCAGGGGCAUGAGGUUGACAUAUAUGAAAGCAGACCGUUCAUUGGUGGCAAAGUGGGUUCUUUUGUUGAUAAGCAAGGAAAUCAUAUUGAAAUGGGAUUGCAUGUAUUCUUUGGUUGUUACAGCAAUCUUUUUCGUCUUAUGAAAAAGGUAGGUGCUAAUGAAAAUUUGUUGGUUAAGGAUCACACGCACACCUUCGUGAACAGAGGGGGUGGAAUUGGUGAACUUGAUUUUCGGUUUCAACUUGGGGCACCGAUACAUGGCAUACGGGCAUUUCUAGCAACCACACAACUCAAGCCUUAUGAUAAAGCAAGGAAUGCUGUUGCUCUUGCUCUAAGCCCUGUUGUUCGGGCUCUUAUUGAUCCAGAUGGUGCAUUACAAGAGAUAAGGGAUUUAGAUAAUAUUAGUUUCUCCGAUUGGUUCUUGUCAAAAGGUGGUACACGUAUGAGCAUUCAGAGAAUGUGGGAUCCUGUUGCUUAUGCCCUUGGAUUUAUUGACUGUGAUAAUAUAAGUGCUCGAUGCAUGCUCACCAUUUUUGCACUUUUUGCCACUAAGACAGAAGCUUCCCUUUUGCGUAUGUUGAAGGGCUCUCCUGAUGUAUAUUUAAAUGGGCCUAUCAGAAAGUAUAUUAUAGACAAAGGUGGCAGGUUUCACCUGAGGUGGGGCUGCAGAGAGAUACUUUAUGAGAAGUCACCUGACGGCAACACAUAUGUUACAGGCAUCACUAUUUCUAAGGCUACAGACCGGAAAACUGUGCAGGCUGAUGCUUAUGUUGCAGCAUGUGAUGUUCCUGGAAUUAAAAGAUUGCUUCCAUCUCAGUGGAGGGAGUGGGAUGUUUUUAACAACAUAUACCAAUUAGUUGGAGUUCCAGUUGUCACCGUUCAGCUUCGGUACAAUGGCUGGGUUACAGAGCUACAAGAUUUAGAGAUAUCAAGGCAACUGACCCAAGCUGUUGGACUGGACAACCUUCUUUAUACCCCAGAUGCAGAUUUUUCUUGCUUUGCGGACCUUGCACUUACAUCACCAGAAGAUUAUUACAUCGAAGGACAAGGCUCUCUUAUCCAGGUUGUACUCACACCUGGUGACCCAUACAUGCCAUUGCCUAAUGAUGCAAUCAUAGAAAGAGUCCAGAAGCAGGUCUUGAAUUUGUUCCCCUCCUCUCAAGGUUUAAAAGUUCUUUGGUCUUCCGUCGUUAAAAUUGGGCAAUCCUUGUAUCGAGAGGCACCUGGAAAUGACCCAUUCAGGCCUGAUCAAAGGACACCGGUGAAAAAUUUUUUCCUUGCUGGAUCCUACACUAAGCAGGAUUACAUUGAUAGUAUGGAAGGGGCAACUCUUUCUGGUAGACAAGCAGCGGCGUACAUCUGUAGUGCCGGGGAAGAAUUAGCAGAGCUAAGAAAGAAGCUUGCUUUGAUCGACUCAGAAAGGAUCAAGAAAGACUCCACCACAGCCGAAGAAUUAAGCCUGGUUUGAUGUCAGAUAAGUUGUGGUGCACCAUCAUUCAGUUCCAUUGUUGUGGGUUAGAUUCUACCUCUCUCUGGCAAGCUUCAUGUUUGAUCUUUGUAUAUGAUAUGUAGCAACCAAAUUACACUUGCAUACCGGCAUACGGGAUAAAUUCAGGCAAAUAGCAAUUGCAUUUAGAAAUUACACUUUGGUAUUUCGAAUGAUCCAUCCUAAAUGUAGUAUUGCUUUUCAGGUCGAGUUAUGACCUCUUGGCCUUCUUA